AUGACUUCGAUGUAUACUGCCUCCAGUAUACAUUCGAAGUCAACACUUUCAAAGAAGUAUGAAGUAGACACCAGCGCUAUGUGGAAUGCUGACGAGAAAUACGGAAUCAAAGAUGAAAAAACAAAUUUUCAAAUGAUGUUAUCAGGCUUUCGUAUACAAUUCUCUAUGGAUGUUGGCAGAUACAACGAGGUGCAUCCAUUUCUAAAUAAAUUGCGAGAAUUCGUCUUUCCUUUUUUUGCAAUUUUAGGGGCAUCUGGUAUUUUAAUGAUUGAAGAAACAAAAUCAAAAUUUUACUCAUUAUUCAUCAAAAUAUUACAAUACAUUAUCAUUAUUUUACCUACGGAUGCAAGCCUUAAUAUUUACAUCGCUUUUAAUGUAUCUUUAAUCUUAAUUUAUAUGGCAUUGGUUUAUAUGCUAUUCAGAAAUGUUCUUCGUUACAAAAAUAAUAAUACAGCGGCUUCUCUUGAUAUAUAUCUUUGGAUAAUUUUUUCCAGAAUCACUUGUCCGAUUACUACAUGUUAUAUAUCGUAUUACUUUUGGUCAAACUUAUGCGCUUACAUUGCAGAUCCUAAUCAAAAGCAUGGAAUCAACUUAAUUUUAUCAAUUCCUCUUUACAUUCUUCAGAUCAUGUACAUAUUCUUCUCCUGUUCUGUAUACAACGCUACACCGAUCAUACGACCAAAUGAUGUUUCCCAGUUAUGGUAUUCUCAUUCAGGAUUAGAUACCGAGAUUAACCUUGUUUUAUCGAUCAACAUAUUCGUUCAGUGCGUAUUGAAUUAUUUAAAUAGUCCUACAAAAGAAAUUGUUUACAUCGUAAUUAUCGUAAUUCUCGCAAUUUUUUUCGGUUACAAAAUUUUAUAUUUUUUACCGGGAAUUGUAUUAAAAUACAAUGCUGUUUUGAUGGCAGCAGCAAUAUCUGUGUAUCCAUUUGCUUUUUUCCCAUUAGUUAUUUAUUAUUCGACGAAAGCAAGUCCAUAUUAUUUUCUUGCCUGCAUUAUUUUCAUUCCCAUCGCGUAUACAAUCUCCAAAUGCCUUAUUACCAUCAAAUGCAAACGUAUUAUCAAGAAAUUCAAUGAUCUACGCGCUUCAGAAGAAAAUGAAGAUACAUCAAUAGAUCCAUUAUCAGCAGCGAUACUAAAUUUGAAUCAGACACAAAAUGUGGACUUCGCUAAGUUGAAUAUUUCAGGAGAAAAGGAACUUUCUCUAUAUUUAAGAGUUGGAUUUUUAUUUAAUGUUCCAGAAAUUGACGAUCAAAGGUUUAUUAAAUGGUGUAUUGACCAAACACUUAAAGCAGAUCUCCUUUUAAGUGCUUGCCAAGUAUCAUAUGCAUUACAAAACGAUAUGAGAAUGUUAAAUACUUUGGCCGGCCAUGUUUCAAAACUUUCAUCAGGUCCUUUCAAUUCCAAGAGCUUUGUGAUAUUGUUUGAUAACUUACGACAAGAGCUUUUAACACAAGCGAACCAACCAUUGUUAGAAGCAAUCUCCAAAUGUAAAAGAGCGAGUUAUUCAUUACAAAAUUAUUGUAUUGAAUUUUGGAACGCGACAAUCAAACAGAAAAUCAAAGGAAUGAUUGAUUGUUUACCAUUAAUUUCCAACGAAAUGAUAAGAACAGAACAGCUUUUCCAAUGUUUGAUGAGGAAUUAUCCUACAUCGCAAACAGUUUAUCGAGAAACAGUUAUUAUUUAUCAUAAAUCUCUUGGUGAUCACAUAAAAACAAUUGAAACACAAAUGAAACUGAACAGAUUAAAAAACAAAAAUAACCAAGAUCCUGAUAGUUCGUCAUCAUCAAACGAAUUCGAUGAUGUUGAUGACAAUUUCUUACAACAAAUGGAUCCAUGGAUAAAUGUUCAAAAUGUUAUUUCAAAUAUCAAAUCAAAAUCAAAGAGUUUGUUAAUUUCAUCAACAAUUAUCAUGAUUUUGUUGAUGAUUUUUUGUCCUUUGUUAGAACUAAUUAUAGCAUUAGCUAAAGCAAAUAGUUUCUUAAGAACAACAGCACCAAUAAAAGUAAUAGGAAACAUACAAGUUGAAGUUAAUCGAAUUCCUCAGUUGAUGCGAAGAAUUGAUUUGUUUGAAGAAAACGUCAUUCAAAAUUAUGAUGUUGGCCCAAUUUCUGGUACAAUGACAGAGAUAAUUAAUGAGAGUUCGGCCAACAAAUCAUUGAAUUCUUAUUUAGAUGAAUUAGAAGCAAAUUUAGAUUCUUUUGUUGGUUCUUGUACAGAUGGAAAAAUUCCAUCAAAUAUUUGUGAACAAACAGUUACAUAUAAAUCCAAUAAUGAAUCAGCGAGUUCAUCUAUUAAUUUAUAUAAUUUAUUGUCUACUUUCUUGUUGUUUUCUAAUUCUACUCGAAAUAUGACAGAUUUUACAAAUCUCAAUUCCGAUGAAUCAUUUCAAUUUAUUUUAUUGAAUUUUGAUGAAAUUGUUUCAGGUAUUAGUUCAGUUAUGUGGUCAUUGAACUUAAGAAUCAAUGAUUACAAAGAGAGUUUCGAUAAAUUAGGAAUCAUUUAUUCUAUUACGACAAUUGUUGUUAUUUUUGUUAUUAUUGUUCCUUUAUUAAUUAUUUCAUUUUCUUCUGCUUCUUAUGAAAUUAAGUUUUAUUUGAGAUUAUUUUUCAGUAUCUCUAAAAGUGAAUUAACCACUUUAAAGAGUGAAUUAUCAUCUCGCCGCGAAAAGAAACAUUCAGAUCCAAGUACAGUCAAUGAUUCUAAUCCAGAUGAAAUUCAUUUACGUCAAGAAGAAUUAAUAGAAAGUCUUUCUAUUCUUCCGAAACAGACAACAGGUAUUUUUACUAGUUAUAUUAUUGUUUGUUGUAUUUUUCUUUUUAUUUCAUGUGUUUUAUCAUUUGUAGGAAUUAUAGUUUUCAUGGAUUCUAUGAAUCAAAUCAUUGAUAUGACGAAAUUAUACACAUUAUCUAUUUCUGUUUUUGCUUAUGCCGCAUCAGAAUCAGUUUGGUCGCAAGAAGUAUUUUCACAGAACUAUGUGAUUUUUAAUGAAUCACAAAUGGAUGAAGAUAUUCUUUAUUAUAUAGAUACAUUUGUUGAUAUGUUUAAUACUCUUCUUUAUGGAAAUCCUCCAUCAUUAGAACCAGUUUUAUUGUUAUCAUCUGAGUUAAGUGAAGCUUACGGAAAAAGUACUGAUAUUAAUGAAUCAUUAGUUAUUUCAGAACCAAUGUAUGGUUUAAUACAAGGUGUUUAUGAUUCAUUGAGUUGUGAUUCUCAAGUUUCUUUGAUUUACUCAAUUAGUCAAUGGAUAUUUAACAAAUCUAGUUCUAUCAAACUAACAUAUAAUGAUGGAUUUACAUAUCAUUAUGAACAUAUUUUGUUUGGUCAUCUUAUUCCUGGUUUACAGAAUGGAACUAAUUUAUUUUCAUCAACAGUUGAUGAUUUGAAUGCACAGAAACAAAAUGAACUAUUAAUUGUUUAUGUUUUGUUGAUUGUUAUCCAAUUAUUAUACAGUGUUGUAUUUAUUUAUGAUUAUUUGUCAUAUUUGUUGCAUCAUCUUGAAACACCAAGAAAACUUAUUUGUCUCAUUCCUCCAGAAGUCAUCAUGAAAAGUCCAACAAUUGUUAAAUGGUUUUCAGGAUCAUUAAAAGUCACAAAAGAUUUCAUUAUCGAAUCACGAAACGCAAUGAACAACGAAGAAGUUGAAUUUGCAUGCGAUUAUAGUAACUGCGCUGUUUGUUUACUUGAUGAAUUCCUCCAAUUACAACUGGCAAAUAAGCGAUUUUACGAAAUCACGAAAUCAGAAAUUGGAGAACCCAUCAGAACAAUUCUCAAUCGAACAUUGAUUGACAAAGACAAAUUGUCAAGUAUCCAAAGAUUGGAACGUUCAUCCAAGAAGAUGGUUGCAGGUGUUGCUAAAACAAACACAUUUGUCUUUGAUUCACUCAUUGCAAAUCCAAAUGGCGAAUUCAUCAAUGUCAAAGUGACAUUAAUUGGAUAUUCCGAUCCAGAUGAUUUCGGAAACAGAUCAUUAACAAAUGCACAAUCAUUUGCAUUGACAAUCCAAGACAACAAGAUCAUUCACGACCAAGAAGAUCUCAUCAAGUUCGAGCGUGAGAAAAUUGAAAGUCUUUGGUCAUUAAUUAUUCCCCCUGAAAUCCGAAAUAAACGGGAAUUCAGUCCAGACACAUAUUUCGACAUUGACGUUGGUUCUGUCAUUGUUGCUACAAUCAAUACAGAUAUCAUGACAUCGGAGAUUGUUUCCAUCACAAAGAAUGUCUUUUCAGCAUUAAAUUCUAGUUUAGAUGACGAAACAAUUCGAGUUCGAACAUGUGGUUUGUCAUUUGUAGCUGUUAAUGGUCUUUUCAACAAGAACAAAUCACCAGGCCAGUCUGCGACAGACAUUGCAUUGAAAAUGAUAUCAUCGACAUCGAAAAUUGUUGAUAGUCAAAAGGUAUCACUGAGUAUUGGCAUUCACACCGGCCGUGUUAAAUGCGGCAUGUGUGGUACAUUGUAUUCAGUUUUUGAUAUCUUCGGUGAGACAGCACAAAGUGCUAUUAAACUUUGUGAAUUCUGUCCUCCUUGGUUAGUCCACAUUAGUGAGCGAACAUACAACGACAUCAAGUACUUUAACUACAAAAUCAAAGAUGUCGGAACUGAAAAUAACAAUCACACAUAUUUAGUUUCUAAUAAUAAUAACUUUGAAUAA
Trichomonas vaginalis G3 is the source of this 4647-nucleotide messenger RNA. RefSeq names its product guanylate cyclase protein. The transcript has a single exon. Gene Ontology annotation, cellular component: guanylate cyclase complex, soluble. Gene Ontology annotation, molecular function: guanylate cyclase activity. NCBI's taxonomy places the organism in Eukaryota, Parabasalia, Trichomonadida, Trichomonadidae. Gene Ontology annotation, biological process: cyclic nucleotide biosynthetic process; response to oxygen levels. The coding region runs from base 1 to 4647 and encodes 1548 amino acids. The record is from RefSeq and is a predicted model, not a curated record.